ACAGUAGCGCUAUCAGUUCAAAGUAACCGGUAACGGUUAACAUUUUAUUACUAAUAUAGUUACUCAUAAGAUAAUAAAUAAUAAACUUUCCGUAACUUCUGGUUAAAAAAAAUCCAGUAAUAUGACGAUCGGCAAAAACAAUAAAAUGUUACAACAUAUAAAUUAUAGAAUUAGAAUUAUUUUGCAAGACUCCAGAACAUUUAUAGGCACAUUUAAAGCCUUUGAUAAACACAUGAACUUAAUACUUGGGGAUUGUGAGGAAUUUCGUAAGAUCAAACCAAAGAAUACUAAACAACCAGAAAGGGAAGAUAAACGUGUAUUGGGUUUUGUUCUGUUAAGAGGAGAAAAUAUUGUUUCUUUAACUGUAGAAGGUCCUCCACCACCAGAAGAAGGAUUGCCUAGAGUACCUAUUCCUGGUGCAGCACCAGGACCUGGUAUGGGUAGAGCAGCUGGUCGUGGUAUGCCUGCUAAUGUUGCUGGAGUACCUGCUGGAUUACAAGGACCUGUAAGAGGUGUUGGUGGUCCAUCGCAACAAAUAAUGACACCAGGAGGUAGAGGUCAAGUUUCUGCCCCACCACAAAUGCAUCCUGGUGGUCCUCCACGUAUGCCAGUUGGAGGUCCUCCACCUGGAAUGAUGGGCCCACCACCAGGAAUGAUGGGUAUGCCACCAGGUAUGCCACCAAUGGGACGUGGAGGUCCACCAAUGGGACCACCAGGAAUGAGAGGUCCACCUCCUGGUAUGAUGCGUGGUGGACCACCACCACGUCCUUAUUAACAUUUAAACUAUUAUAUUACUGUAUUUGGUAACAAUAAAGAACUCUUUUCUAAUACUAA
This is a messenger RNA of Megachile rotundata (alfalfa leafcutting bee), 834 nucleotides long. It is a transcript of the gene SmB, whose product is annotated as small ribonucleoprotein particle protein SmB. Gene Ontology annotation, biological process: mRNA splicing, via spliceosome. The record is from RefSeq and is a predicted model, not a curated record. Gene Ontology annotation, cellular component: U4/U6 x U5 tri-snRNP complex; U4 snRNP; cytoplasm. Gene Ontology annotation, molecular function: snRNP binding; RNA binding. Lineage: Eukaryota; Metazoa; Arthropoda; Insecta; Hymenoptera; Megachilidae.